Molecule: messenger RNA, 1149 nt
Organism: Stereum hirsutum FP-91666 SS1
Lineage: Eukaryota; Fungi; Basidiomycota; Agaricomycetes; Russulales; Stereaceae
Product: actin 1
Exons: 9
Coding region: 22-1149 (375 amino acids)
Source: RefSeq, a predicted model, not a curated record
CCAACUACUUGAUCUGCCAAAAUGGAGGAUGAGGUCGCUGCUCUCGUCAUCGACAACGGUUCCGGCAUGUGCAAGGCUGGCUUUGCCGGCGAUGACGCUCCCCGUGCCGUCUUCCCAUCCAUCGUCGGUCGUCCCCGUCACCAGGGUGUGAUGGUUGGUAUGGGUCAGAAAGACUCCUACGUCGGUGACGAGGCUCAAUCGAAGCGUGGUAUCCUCACGUUGAAGUACCCCAUUGAGCACGGUAUCGUCACCAACUGGGACGACAUGGAGAAGAUUUGGCAUCACACCUUCUACAACGAACUCCGUGUCGCCCCUGAGGAGCACCCCGUCCUACUCACUGAGGCUCCCCUGAACCCCAAGGCUAACCGUGAGAAGAUGACCCAGAUCAUGUUCGAGACGUUCAACGCACCCGCCUUCUACGUCGCCAUCCAGGCCGUGCUCUCCCUCUACGCCUCUGGUCGUACCACCGGUAUCGUGCUCGACUCCGGUGAUGGUGUUACCCACACCGUCCCCAUCUACGAAGGUUUCGCACUCCCCCACGCCAUCCUCCGUCUCGAUCUUGCCGGUCGUGACUUGACCGACUUCUUGAUCAAGAACUUGAUGGAACGUGGUUACCCAUUUACCACCACCGCCGAGCGUGAAAUCGUCAGGGACAUCAAGGAGAAGUUGUGCUACGUCGCUCUCGACUUCGAGCAGGAGCUCCAGACUGCCGCUCAGUCUUCUGCCCUCGAGAAGUCCUAUGAAUUGCCCGAUGGACAGGUUAUCACCAUCGGUAACGAACGAUUCCGUGCUCCUGAGGCCCUCUUCCAGCCAGCCUUCCUUGGUCUCGAAGCUGCCGGUAUUCACGAGACGACCUACAACUCCAUCUUCAAGUGCGAUCUCGAUAUCCGUCGUGACCUGUACGGCAACGUCGUCCUCUCCGGUGGUACCACCAUGUUCCCCGGUAUUGCCGACCGUAUGCAGAAGGAGCUCACCUCGCUCUCGCCGGCGAGCAUGAAGGUCAAGAUCGUUGCUCCCCCUGAGAGGAAGUACUCUGUCUGGAUCGGUGGUUCCAUUCUUGCCUCGCUCUCCACCUUCCAGAACCUCUGGUGCUCGAAGCAGGAGUACGAUGAGUCUGGGCCGGGUAUUGUCCACCGCAAGUGCUUCUAA